UCAGUUUAGCUCGAGUUCGGCGCGCGGCCGGUUCGUUUUCGUCGCGCGCGCGCGCGCCUCUCUCUCUCUACCUUUUCUUUCAUGAGAUCGAACGCCAACGCUAUACGAUAAUCCUCGCCGGCCGAAAGUGUCCAAGAAUUUAUCACGUAAUCGUACCCGGCGUACAGUACAAACAUCGAGAAAAACGAAGAGCGGAUUAACGAUUCGAAAGUAAUCAAUUGAGUGAUACAUUUUAUUAGAUCGUGAAACGAGUUAAUCCUGCGAUUCUAAUAUUGACUGGACAAACUUGUAUAAAAGAUGAAAUAAUAGUUCUCUCGAAUUAUUGGAUUCGUAUUAGAUCGAAGGGAAACUCGUUUAUGUCGCUCGAUGGUGGUACGAAGGCACGCGCGAGUAGUUAAUUAGUUAUCGUCUUAAUUAGACCGGUUCGGUGAUUUAUCGUUCGAACCCAUUGAUCGAGGGUUUCGGUCAUUUGGUUGUUUCGUUCGUUAUAUGGCAAUUAAUUUUGAGGUUAAUUAGAACGAGAUUGCUUAUGUGGUAAAGAAUGAGAUGGUGAAACUAAUCGAAAAGUUUUCUUUUCUUUUUCGUUCUUUUUUCGCAAUGUCGUUAUAUUGCGCAUCGUCAUCUUAUAGCGUCGAAUUUGAUCGAUAAAAUUUCGCGUCCUUUCGACCUCCGAUAGAUAAUAUACAUGUAUAACGUACGUACAUAAAUAAAUAAAUAAAUAAAUAUUAACAUGUUUGAUCUCGAGUAGAAAAAAAGGAAGAAGAAAACAGUGCGUAGCAGGUCGUGUAAAAGGAAAAUAAGAGUAAGAAAAAUUCGAGGAAUUUCGAAGGGCAAAACAGCCCUCUCGAUCCAAAGGACAUGUCGCGACUCGAGUGUCGAUAAACAGUACGCAUUUCGGUGCUUGUGUGGUCCCAUUUGUGAGAUUGGUGAGAUCGGUAGUGAACUGUGGUUAACGCUGUUAAUUCUUUACGAAGACGAAUCGAAAACUUCUCGACGCCUGCACUAAUUCAUCAGUGACUCCCUAAGCUCCGUAUCAAGAAAGAAAGGGUUCCUUUUUUGUACUCAUGUUGGGAGUGCUCAAGCGGCGCUGGAAGCCUUCGAAAAGGGCUUCCAGUGGCCGCGGAACUGAUUCGCCCCUUAACUCAGACUUGGCACUGGACAAACCUCGGCCAAUACCGUCCCCCCGACAAAUCCACCCUCUCUACGGAGAGAAGGCCGGGCUCUUGGGCUAUUGCGAUACCGUCGGUAACACAGAAAACUUUCCACCAGCCCCCAAUAUUGUCGUAGAGGGUGGAAGAAUAGAAUUCGUGCGCCCCUCGCAAGAUGGCACGACGAUAUCACGAAGAAACACGAUGUCCCGAGGGUCACAAACUUUCAACGAUCAAUCGGAAAAGUCUGAUCCUGCGAAGGAGAGCCUCGAGGAGCGAGUUCACGAAUUGGAACGGGCGCUGCAAGCGGAACGACUCGUCUCUCAACGAGAUCGCGCAACGAUCACGAAACUUCAACGACAAAUUAACAAGAGGGAGGCUACACAACGAGAUGUGGAACGAGAACGACGACAACGAUUGGAGGCUGAAGCUCGGCUACGCGAAGCUACGGCUGAAGCAGAACGAGCACGAUCAAGGGUACAUCAUCUUCAAAGGGAAUUGGCCAGGAUGGAAGAAUCAUCCCGUGGAUUGUUGCAACACAAGCAAAGGGCCGAACAGUUGAAGCAAGAAAAGACUGCGCUCACACUAUCCUACGAGGCACGGGUUCAUCAGUACCAGGUUCAGAUCUCAAAGUUACAAUUGGAGAACGAGUCGAUGCGCGGUCAAUUGCGUGGCUUGGAGGCUGCGUGCGCUGGGGAGGUGCAUGCUGCAUUGGUAGCACGUUUGGCGACCUUGGAAAGUGAACACGCAGCCCUGGCACGUGACGCCGACGCUCAGCGUCGCCAGUACGAGCGGUGUCUCGACGACGUCGCCAACCAGGUGGUCCGCGCCCUUCUAUCUCAAAAGGGUUUCAGGGAAGAGAUCGGUGCGCUACAAAGGCGCAUACGAGAACUCGAAGCUCAAAAUCGAGCUCUCUCGGGUCUUCUGGCUCAAGCAGCGAGUCCCGGAAGUCCUACUGAACUGAUUCAAAAUAUACUCGAAGCUGGACCGGCCGCUUUAGUAGCUGCUCUUAGCCUGGAUCCAUCCUGGGUUCCUCUUUCCAGACCACGUUCCCUUAAUCUACAAAUACCCGUAAUGGCGGCUGCGACAAAAUGUCGACGAAACAGACCCACUCUAGGUCAGAAACCUUCAACAGGUUCGGGAACAGCGUCAAAUGGUACGGCAGGUGCCACGGAAGAGGAAGGUAGCGAGAGUCCUGAAAGUGGUAACAGGGAUGAAGGUUAUUCGACGAUGUCGAGCGAUGUUCAAGGCGAAGGUGCUCGUCAAGAACCUUCAUCACGUGGAUUAGAAGACCUCAAAGAGGCAACCGAUGAGACUGAAGGCGACGUUUCUCCGGAUGCACGUUUAAUCGCACUUGAUGCUGGUGAUCCAGAUGUCCUCUUCCUACCUCUCAAUUUAACGCUAGGAAUUAACCCACGGCAUAGUUAUCCACCGAGCAAAGACCUUCUACCCUAUCAGCACGUGAUGCGCAGCUUCUCGGACAGUCAUCUUUGCUUGAAACUCACAGCAACGAGCAAUUUCACGCCGUACAAAUUACCGAGCCCCAUGGGAUCCUCCUCCCUUCUUCUCGUCGAAGAAGAGGGCUGGGAUGCCGAGUACGUACAGCAAUGGCUCAGAUUGGACGAUAGCAGAAGCGCUCAACAGCAUCGAGAUUUACUCGAGUUGGAAUACGAUAGGGCGGAAUUGGAAGACUGGAGUUUUUCGUUGUCGACGGAGGACCUCGUUCAAACAGAAUCUACAGCGUGGAAAGAAUCGAAUGCUUGUACCGCUAUGCCUGCACUCCCUGCCAUCAAAGAACACAAUCCUUUGGAACUCGAAGAGGAUGCGAACGAAUGUCUAUGGAAUGGUGCCAGCUACCUCGCCGAUAGAGCAGGGGGUGAAUUGGUCGCUCUGUUGAUGGAUACGAGGACUGCCGGACCUUGGCCGUAUGCUUCGAGCCCUGGUGCUUCAUGGAGUAGCGAGGAAGGAGUUUUAGAAAAUUCGAGUAAAAGAUCAUCGGCGGCUCUCUCCGGUUGUAGCGACGAUCCUGACUCACCCUCGAUCGGCACCGAUUUCACCAGGGACUUUUACAGAUUGGUCAAAUUCGAAAGUACCAAAAGUCUCGCGAGUACUUCCUCGAGAAGUGGUAAACCACCAACUGACAGGGAACAAGCCCUACAAAGUGUCCUAUCCUUCAUAGCUGAGCAACAAAUGUAUUUGGCAGAAUUACCGAAUAAUUCUUCGGAACAAAACGAUAUCCCUGGGCCGACCCAUUCGAUUGAAGAAAAUCCUGGAAAUAGAAGCGAAUGUGCCGUCGAAGGUUCUUCCAUUGGUACAGAAAGAUCUCCAUCGUCGCAAGAAAGUGCUAAUUCGGAAAAUAUACUUGAAGUGAACAACGAGGACGAUCCGCUCGAACAAAUAGCAGUACCUCCUUUGCCAACCGAAGAUAGAAUGCUUGGUGUUGUAGGGUCUAGCACUUUAGUAGGUGCUGUAGGUUAUACAACUGUAGCACCCACCGAAUUAGGUGCUGUUCCCGAAGAAGACGAGGAAGCGGCUACUUCUUCGACCCCUAGCACGGUUGUUAGCCCCGCGAGAGCACCUCUAUUGGUCGAAGGUAGGGACAGAUCUUUGAGCUUCCACGAGCGAGCAACGUCGAAGGACGUUAUCGACGAAUUAAAUCGAAUGAUUAGAAAAGGCGAAGAUAGUUCGGUCAAUCAAGAUCCUCAGGUUGCGCUCGAAAAAUUGGAUCUUGCUUGCUGCUGCCCAACUGGUUGGGUUCACGUUGAACGUGAUAUCGACUUCACAGAUCCUAAGGCCAGAGCAAACCUUCUAGACGUGAUGUUGGCAAGUAGCGAAAGUUCUUCGGCGACCUCGAGCAGUGGUUCCGCAGGUAGUGAUUCCGGAGAUGAACCACCGGAUUACCGACAUUUGCACAGGUUACAUCGGUACCGACGACAAAAGAAAGCAUCAGCGGCACAGGCACAACGCGUCCUAAGACCUUCCACUUGGGGAACUUCGAGGCCGUCCAUAAUCGACCGCGGGGAGGACUUUUUCGUGAGGUAUGGCGAAAAGGAACGCGAGGCAGUGGCCUCCUUUGAUUUUCUCGACGAAAUGGUCCCAUCGUCCUCAGCCUGCUCGGACAUCGCUUCCGAGCACGGUUCCGACAACAAAAUGGAUGCCAUCGAGCAGGACAACAAAAUACUCAUCUCGACUACCCAAACGAGAACGACGACGACGAUGACGACGACGAUAAUUACUACUUCGAAUCCUCUUGAAAUCGACGAAACAACACGACCCACCGAACAACAACAACAUUCGCUCUAGAACCAGAUACGACUUUUCCACUUUUCUAUACGCUUUAUGACGCGAGAAAACGAGAGAGGUGCCGCAUACUUUUUAUCAAAUUAUCCUUUCAAACUGCGCACCUCGCAUCGUGCCUAGUCCAACGAGUUGCUGGGAUACAGAGAGGAAUGAAAGGGAAAGAACGAUAGGACCAACCUACGUAUGAUGUUUUAUGUAUGUAUGUAUGUAUGUAUGUAUGUAUGUAUGUAUGUAUGUAUGUAUGUAUGUAUGUAUGUAUGUAUGUAUGUAUGUAUGUAUACACGUAUGUACGAAUGUAUAUUCUUUCCAAUUGGGUCCGCGCUGUUUUUUUUUUUUAUUUUUUUUAGAGACAAAAACAAAACGAAACACGAUUGCUAUGUGUAUUUGUUGUGAAAAACUAUCCGGAGCUAGCUCCUCGUCAUCGUUUACAUAUGUAACUGGAAGCGUCGCAUCCUCCUGCUACGUACGAAUAAUUUUUCCUUAUCGUUCGUAAAGGGAAAAAAAAAGAGGAGACGGGAGGAGGGAUGAGUGGAAGGAUAAAAUGGGAAAGGGAAAAUGAGGAAAAAAAUAAUUACGAAAAAAAUAAAAAACCAAUAUAUGUGAAAAAAAUACACGUAUAUAACGUACCUAUUAGAAGCGUUUAGAGAACGCGUUGAUAAGGAAAUACACGGUAGGAUAUCUCCCGAUAGAUUUAAACUAUGUCGCUAAUAUUAUUCAGGCCAACUAAGUCGGCAUAUUGAUAGAUGGAUGGAUGGUUUUCUUCGAGAAAGAAGAAAAUUAAAGCGACGAAAGUAGAAAUUUCCAACGAUACGUAUAUGUGUGUACGAUAAUCAAUAGGAAUAAGAAAACGAAAAUCAAAGUUUCUAUCGAUAAUAAGAAAACGAGUCCUUGUAAUUGUAGUCGCCGUUCCAAGUAAGUACCUACAAAUCGUUCAAACGAUUUACAAAGUUCGAUUCGAAAUACAUACCUACAAUACGAUUUACGAACGCGAAUUUACGAACUGCUCGAAAGAGAACCAUUAGAGCGCUGUGUUGUGUGGUAGAGAACAUUUUUUUUUUUCUCUUUAAGGAAAACAUGUUUAAGAUCGACAUAUAAAAUUAACUGCGCGUGUCCUCUUCAUAUCCUUCUUCUUCUUCUUCUUCUCUUAUAUGGCCACGACGACGAGUUGCUCAUUUCUUAGAUUAUAUAACGAUAUUAAAUCGAUUAUUAUACCGUCGAAGUAUAUAAAUAUAGUAGAACAUAUCUCAGGGCCAUAUAUGUAUAUAUAUAUAUAUAUAUGUGUGUGUGUAUAAUCAUGAAAAAGCGUAAGUAAAUAUUCGUUUUCUUUUUUCUUUUUUUUUUUUUUUAAUUUUUUUUCUAUUACUAAAUCUUUCAACAAAGCAUCAAAAUCUGAUAAAUAUAUGCUAUUAUCGUUUAUUUAUAUAUUUAUUAUUUAAAAUAGCCCAUUAGACAAACGAGAAUGAACAACUCGUAUUUGUAGAAUUUCUGCUUGAAAUAUACGUCAAAUAACAUUGACCCGUUAACGCUAAGAACUCAUUGGCCAAUUAUAUUAUACUAGACAAAGAUAGUCAGUGUGUCUCUUUGUCUUUUAAAGUUCCACAAUUUUAACGAUAGAACAGCAGUCCAUUCUAUACGUCGAUCAUAUUUAUUAUGAAAACACGUUCGGCGAUGUAUUAAGAUUGUGAUGAAUUAACAAAAAAAGGAAAAAAAAUAGAGAAAAAAAAUUAAUAAUCAAGAACCUUGCGUCUUGCAACAUCCUUAUCUUUCUAUAUGAAAAAAAGAAGAAGAAUAAUCUUUACUCUUUGAAUUUAUCCAUCUUCUCUGGAAAAUGUUAACCAGAAGCAAACGACGCGUUUUUGUCGUUGUAUAUCUCCUCGUUUUACGAUCGAUCAUCGAACGUUCGUUCUUUAUCGCUCGACCUCUUAAACGAGAGAUUUCGAAAAGAUAAAACCUGUACAGUUUGUUUCCGAACGUUGUAACAUAAGAAUAGAUUUGACAGAAUUAGUGGGAUUAGCGCUUUAUUCCCGGAUUAUCGGAAGUUAGAUGUAGUUGAAUAAAGAUUGUGAUGUCUCUAUAAAAUACGAAAAGAACGAAGUUAUAAGAACGCUUAUAGAUCAUCAGAAAGAGAGAGAGAGAGAGAGAGAGAGAGAGAAAGAGAGAGAGAAGAGAAACAAUUAACAAAGUCAAGCAUUUGGUCAAAUUACUAGAAAAUAACAUCGUUAGUGCGUAUGACGUUAUUAAAUUAACGAGUCCAUAGAAAAUCAAGAUAUUUUACACGUAGAUACAUCGAAUACGAACGUCACUUGGUAUUUUGAAUAAAUGGGGGAAAAUAAAAAGCAAAAAAAAAACACAUAAACAAAUGACAAAAAAAAAGACAAAAAAAAAGAAGACUGCAUGGCUAUAAAGUUUUUGUCUUUUCUUUCUCUUAAUUGGACCCAACUAAAAAACGCUGAUGAUAGAGAUUCCUUUCGACGUUUCUCGACUUUGGGAGAAAAUUGAAAUAAAGCAUUAGAUUAAAUUAUCAUGUAUAUAUAAUAAUGAUGGGUCGUCGAGGCCAUCGUCUGAAAAUAUUCAGGCUAAUGAUUUUUUCGAUUGUGUAAAAUAUUAUUCCACGAAAAGUAAGAAUCACGAUAUUGUCGCUGUCAGCUAACUAUUUAACAGAUUUAGGACGAAGAUAUAACUUAUGACAUUUGAGUUGUUGAUGCUAUACACGGAAGAUAAGUACGUAUGUAUAUCGUCGUUGCGCAAAAUUAAAUCCACAUUUUUCAUAGUUCGGUAUGCGCGACAAUGUAAGGGAAAACAAAAAAAAAAGAAAAGAAAAAAAAGAAGAUACGAAAGAACUUUUGUCCUGCAGUCUAGAGAAGUAAUCAUUUUUCGGAUAUAGUUGUAAGAUAUUUGUAAACUCUGUCCGCUACUGUCACUACGGAGAGAAGAUAUAGGAAUGAGAGUGAGCGAGAGAGGAAUAGAAUGCGUGCACAUGCGCGUAUCUGUGUGUGCGUGUUUAAAAGAGAGAGAGAGAGAGAGAGAGAGAGAGAGAGAGUGUGUGUGAAGCGAGGGAGGCAAUGAACGCAAGCCCGACUUUACGUUGUAAAUAGUAAUGUAUUAUAGUACAACGGAUGUAAGUUAUCCUCCCUUAAUCUUAAUAAAUUAUGACAAUAUAAGAAAAUGA
Molecule: messenger RNA, 7617 nt
Organism: Vespula vulgaris
Lineage: Eukaryota; Metazoa; Arthropoda; Insecta; Hymenoptera; Vespidae
Exons: 16
Coding region: 1065-4451 (1128 amino acids)
Source: RefSeq, a predicted model, not a curated record